Alternaria incomplexa is the source of this 798-nucleotide messenger RNA. RefSeq lists its product as uncharacterized. The record is from RefSeq and is a predicted model, not a curated record. Lineage: Eukaryota; Fungi; Ascomycota; Dothideomycetes; Pleosporales; Pleosporaceae. The transcript has a single exon. The coding region runs from base 1 to 798 and encodes 265 amino acids.
AUGCUGGGGUUUCUCGCUCCAAAUGCAAACGGCCAGGUGAGGCUCACAGGCCGUCCAAGUACUAGCCUGAGGACCAUUGACCCGGAGCUUUUCGAUGGCUACCGCGGACCUCUGCUGUUCUGCGGUCGACGAUUUCACCUUGAUAUGAUGUCUCUCCGGCACAUUAUCGAUGAUUUGCGUACCAACUGGUACGAUGCCAACAUCAACGCCGAGAAGAACAUGUCAGGUCCCAUCGAAGGCGUUCGUGUAAAUUGUCACGGUGACACCGACGUCAGUAAACGUCCACAAUAUGAAAAGACCAACGUGGACGACACAUUCUUCGCCAGUAAUCGUCCCUUCAAGAUCCCUGUCGGUGAGAAGAUCGAUAUCCCACUCGAAGUACAACAGAUGAAGGUGGCAUUGCCGUGGAGGAGGCGUCACGUUGACGGCAAUGGGUAUCUCAAAUACUCACACAAUAGCGACGCGCAGAUACUUAGUCCGGCACAGUGGACGGUCCGGACAGGCUCGAUCAUGAUCGUCCGAAAAGAUCUCAAGCCGCUGCAUCGCGCUCAUGUGGAAGCACUUCGUGAUUAUUGUCAACGCGUAGGAUGGGGUAGCGCACAACUGUAUCACUUGCUUGGUGGACCCUAUGGCCCAGAUGUAGACCUGACUCCGUCCCUCGACAUCAACUAUCAAGCGAGUUCGGUGCAGUUGCUUAAUGACGCGUCAAAAGAGGAUUUUGAGGCAUACUUCGCUUACUUCAUGCAGACUGUCGGAACUGCGAAGUAUGGGCAUGUUCCCUCGCCUUAUGAAGUCUAG